UAUAUGUAUGCAUAUGUACAUAUGUAUGGGGGCGCGUGCGCGUGUUCGUGCGUGUUGUUGGGCUUCACAAAGUACUUGGCUAAUACUAACCUUCCCGGGACUCUAGCAUAUGACUUGCGAUCUCGAGAGACCAUGCACGAGAUGUAUCAAGCGCAAUAUUGGCCAUCUAUGCCAUGAUGAGCCCCGGGAUCCAGAUUCUAAGAAGCCCAAAGGCUCCCACGGUGCGGCUGGACACGACGAAUCAGAAAUUCAGCCUGAAAUAUCGCAGAAUUCAAUAGAUCAGGGCUCCACUGCCAUGGCACCACCGUCAUUUGAAGGAACUGGAGGAGCAGCAGCUCAGAGAACCAAGCAAGGAUUUAGUGCAGGUGCACUAGGCCAGACAAACCCCCUACAGCUUGUGUCACCAAAUACGGUCUCUAGUAUGCAGGCCAGUGCCUCUGGCAGCAAUAUGAACCAAUUCGGUGGUUUCUCUGAAGCUUGGCUAACCGCCCAAAAUCAAUUCCACGAUAUGCACCAUUAUCAUCCUCAAUAUAUGCUUGCCCCAGAAGUCACGCAUGAGUUUAACUUGCUCAAUGAUUUCUUGAACACCAGCCUCCUCGAUGACGCUGGUACCUUGCCGGACGACCACAGUUUAUUAUAUAGGAACAACCAGUCGCAACCCAACCUAUCCGACAUGGCUAGCUACGUGGGUGGCAACAGUAACCUUUUAGCUACGAGCGCGAUGCAGGCAGGCUCCAUGCCUCCGCCUAGCACGGAGCAGGCGAGCACCAGCGCCAACCCGGCGGACAAGACGCGUGAAUUUUAUCUUCAGGCGGCGGAUCCAUCAGGCAACGACACGCCCGAGGCUCGUAUGCAGCGGGUUAUGAAGGCUAAAUACGAUGCCGGUUUGUUGAAACCAUUCAACUACAUCAAGGGUUAUGCCCGCCUAUCGUCCUACAUGGAUGGCCAUAUCGCUCCUUCAUCGAAACAGAAGAUCCUGCGACAACUAGAUCGUUUCCGGCCGAAGUUCCGAGAAAAGGUGCAGGGACUUACAGAUAUAGAGCUAGUCUAUGUAGAGAUGUGGUUUGAGAGGACGCUACUCGAAUACGACCGGGUCUUCGCAGCUAUGGCGGUUCCAGCUUGUUGCUGGAGGAGGACCGGGGAGAUCUUCAGGGGUAAUAAGGAGAUGGCUGAACUCAUUCAUGUUCCCGUGGAGAGAUUACGAGACGGCAAAAUCUCAAUACACGAAAUACUUACAGAAGAGUCACUCGUACGGUAUUGGGAAGAAUUUGGAACUAUUGCAUUCGACGCGGCACACGACACUCUCCUGACGGCGUGUGCCUUGAAAAAUCCAGAUGACCGAUCGAACCACCCGAUCGUGAACUGUUGCUUUUCAUUUAUGAUACGGAGGGACGACCACAAGAUACCCAGUCUCAUCGUUGGUAAUUUCCUUCCGCAUGAUCCCUCACAUUCAUAGGUAUUUUCUGUCUACCUAGUAUCUAUCUAGGUAGAUAGCUGCCCAGUAUGACCGGGCCACAUUCCGAUGUUUCCAAUAGGUCAUAGUGGUAGCAUAGUUUCUAUGCGGUGUCUAAUUUGAUUUACUCCUCCUACUCAUGAUAGAUAGGUACUUAUCGUAAGGGAUAUUUAAUUAUUAGAGGUCGAGGGCCACGCCAUGUCAAACGACGGCAAUGAUUAUCAUUAGAAAGGGGCCUACUAC
This is a messenger RNA of Hypoxylon fragiforme, 1696 nucleotides long. RefSeq lists its product as uncharacterized. The transcript is spliced from 5 exons. Gene Ontology annotation, molecular function: RNA polymerase II transcription regulatory region sequence-specific DNA binding. Lineage: Eukaryota; Fungi; Ascomycota; Sordariomycetes; Xylariales; Hypoxylaceae. The coding region runs from base 110 to 1456 and encodes 448 amino acids. Gene Ontology annotation, cellular component: nucleus. The record is from RefSeq and is a predicted model, not a curated record.